ACAUGUUUUUUUUCGCGCGAUUGCGGUAACCGACCGCGGUGUCGGCGCCACGACCCACCAUCCAUUCGCUCCUCCGCCGCCAGACCGGCACGCACGCCGCCGCUCGCCCGUACCAAACGUGGUCGCGCGCUAAAAUCCCUAACAUCAAUGGUGCUUGUGAACUUUACAGAAUUUCGGAAACAGGAACAAAACAACACCACGCACCCUCACAAUCAUGGACAAGGACAGAGCAUUAGAGGAUAUGAUGGGGAAACUCGGGGACUUCGGGCGGUACCAAUGUUUCCAGUUCCUCCUUCACAUCCUAGCAGCCAUGACAGCUGGGAUGCACAUGCUCUCACUGGUCACUGUCGCCGCGGUACCUGAACAUAGAUGUGCCCUGUAUGAAGAUGCAAACUAUACCGAGUCCUGGAACUCUUCUAUAGUCCUGGAUUCAAUUCCCUUGAAUGAGCACGGAAAGCUGGAUUCAUGCAACAUUUACGGACCAAAUAAUACAUUGGAAGAGUGCGAGGAAUGGGUGUACAAUACUCAGUACUUUACCUCAUCCCGAGGGAUCGAAUGGGACUUUGUAUGCAGUCGAAGGUGGAUGGGAGCGACUGCGCAGACCGCUUACAUGUUUGGCGUUGUCGUCGGUUCCCUGGUCCUAGGCCGCGCGUGCGACAAGUUUGGAAGAAAAACCGUUUUCGUCUGGUCUGGGCUACUCCAAUUAAUAUUUGGAGCAUCUGUAGCAUUCGCCAACGAAUACUACACGUUUAUCGCGAUUCGGUUCUUAUACGGAAUAUUCGGCUCCGGCCCAUACAUCGCUGGGUUCGUACUAACAAUGGAAUUGGUCGGGCCGAGCAAACGCACAGUCUGCGGUGUAGUAUUUCAAAUAAUGUUCGCACUGGGAAUCAUGCUGUUGGCCGCAUGGGGAUAUCUUAUAGAUAACCGAUUCUAUCUGCAAAUACUUUAUGCUUUACACGCAACAAUACUGCUUCCUCAUUGGUUUGCGAUGGACGAAUCCCCCAGAUGGCUAUGGGCCCAGGGUCGCGCUCGCGAAUCUGUGGCUAUUAUCGAGAAGGCGUUGAUAAUGAACAGGUCAAAUGAGAGUGUGGAUACUCCACUGUUGGUAUCCCACUGUAAAGCCACGUGUGCUAAAUACACUGACGAACAUUCAGCCGGUACCACGGACCUAUUUAAAACACCAAAUAUGCUCAAAAAAACUUUGAUCAUUUGCGGCUGCUGGUUUGCCAAUUCUGUCGUCUAUUACGGUCUGUCUCUUAAUACAGGGAAACUCAAUGGCAAUCCUUACUUUAUAAUGUUUUUAAUGGGUGUUGUAGAGUUGCCAAGCUACGUUAUAAUCAUGUACUUCUUAGAUAGAGUCGGUCAUAGAGCUCUUAUCAGCACAAUGAUGUUGUUAGGUGGAAUAUCCUGUUUGGUGGUGGUGGCUCUGCCUCAUGGUUCGUCAACUGUGACUGGAGUGGUCAUGGUCGGUAAAAUGUUUAUUUCUGGCUCAUAUUCAAUUAUCUAUAAGUAUUCCGCUGAACUUUUCCCAACUGUAGUGCGCAGUUCUGGCGUGGGUCUCGGCAGUAUGUGCGCUAGUAUUUCUGGAGCUUUGACUCCAUUGAUCAGUUUACUUGAUACACUGAAUCCUAAAAUACCAACGAUAAUUUUCGGAUUUCUAGCUCUCUUAUCAGGAUUUUCUACAUUCCUUUUGCCAGAAACAAUCGGUCGCGAUUUACCGCAAUCAAUUGAAGAUGGCGAAAAGUUCGGUGUUGGAGAUACGUGCUUUACUAAUUGCAGCGGCCGAAGAAUGAGCGACGAUUCCGUGGAUAUUCCUGAAACUAUGGUACCACUUGAACCGAUCGAAAAAAAAGGAUAAUGACGUGAUCAUGACAUAAAAUGCAUUUAAUAGUAAAAUCUUAAAAGAGUCUAACUAUGUAAAGUUAAUGUCGAAGGCUGGUUGAAAUUAAAGGGAGCAAACAAUAAUUUUAUUGUAUGACAAAAUUAAAUGGCUUGAUGACAUGAUAGUAGAUUUAAGUUUAGGUAAUAGGUAACUUAUCAAUUGAGUAAUUCUUGUCGUUGUAAUGGGUCGUAAUAAUAUUUUCGUGGCUAUUACUCUAGUCAGCUGUUAUGAUGGAAUAACCUGUGGAUUACGUGCACCUAUGUGUACCUAGGUGUCCCCUAUAUUUAAGAAAUGAUUCUUAAAGAUCGCAUUAAAAUAUUUUCAGAUAGGUAAAUACAAUCAUGUUAUACCUUACAAAACCAUUUCACAAGCUGUACUG
Messenger RNA from Ostrinia furnacalis (Asian corn borer), 2261 nucleotides. Its product is annotated as organic cation transporter protein-like. Gene Ontology annotation, cellular component: membrane. The transcript has 3 exons. Gene Ontology annotation, molecular function: transmembrane transporter activity. NCBI's taxonomy places the organism in Eukaryota, Metazoa, Arthropoda, Insecta, Lepidoptera, Crambidae. The record is from RefSeq and is a predicted model, not a curated record. The coding region runs from base 215 to 1858 and encodes 547 amino acids. Gene Ontology annotation, biological process: transmembrane transport.